AGUUUAUCGUCAGUCUUACUUAAUCGUCAUUUGGCUCUUCAACUCAACGGAAUUGAAAUCGCAGAGACGCGACUCUGAAUUUUUCAUUUAUUCUUCUUGAUUAUUAGUUACUCUCCCAAUACUCUCAUAGACAAUAGAUUAAAAAUGGUUUCAACGCUGCAAGUGUGUGCCUUGAUAUUUAUCACUGGUAUUCAGGAUUCCUUAUCACAAUGGAAUCGUGACUCUUGCCGAAAUCCAAACGGAAUUAUUGGGACCUGUAUAAAUAUUCGCCAAUGUCCCUCACUUCUAAAUAUACUUCAAUAUGAAAAUUCGGAUCCUCAAAAAAUUAAAUUCCUGCAGAAUUCCAUUUGUGGAUACGAAGGAAAGGAUCCAAAAUUAUGCUGUGUUGAUCAGCAACUUCCAACACCGACGCUGGCCCCAGAUCCCAAUGAUAAUAAUAAUAAUGGCAAUAUUGCUUCACGUUCUGAUCUGUUGCCUGAAAACUGCGGUCCUGAUCUCCAAUUAAAAAUAGUCGGAGGUGUUCAAGUGAGAAUUGACGAAUUUCCUUGGAUGGCGCUUCUGGAAUAUCAAAAACCUACCGGUACGACCACAGCCUGCGGAGGAGUUCUGGUCAGCAAACGUUACGUGUUAACAGCCGCCCAUUGUCUCAAAGGAAAGGAUUUACCAAAAACCUGGAAAUUAAUCAACGUACGUCUUGGUGAAUACAACACAGACACCGAUCCCGAUUGCGUUAUGGACAGUGAUAAAUCAGAAAUAUGUGCCCCACCGCUGGUAACAGUGGGAAUCGAAGAGGCUAUUGCGCAUGAAAAUUAUCAGCCCUUGGACACUAAUCAAAUCAAUGAUAUUGCACUACUAAGACUCACCCGAGAGGUCCAAUUUACCGAUUACGUUCAGCCCAUUUGUCUUCCCAAGACCAACAAAUUGCCGCCGAGAUUUUGGGUCGCUGGCUGGGGAAAAACUGAAUUCAGAAGUUCAUCACCGAUCAAACUAAAAUUGGCUGUUCCAUUUGUCAAUCAAAGCAUCUGCGAAAACAAAUACGGAAUGUAUAACGUGAGACUUGGAAGUAGUCAGGUCUGUGCUGGGGGUGAAAUAGGAAAGGAUUCUUGCAGGGGAGACUCUGGUGGUCCGCUGAUGAGUGUGGAAACAGCUGCUGAUGGUACCCAAAAGUGGGCAGCUGCUGGAGUUGUCUCGUUUGGACCAUCCCCUUGUGGAAUGCAAGGGUGGCCUGGGGUUUACACAAGGGUUGCUGCAUUCACUGACUGGAUUGUCAGAAACAUGAGACCUUGAGGAAUCGAAAAAGGAAAGAAGGACUACGGGAAUUUUUGAGAAUAUUCCACACCUUUUUCCAUCAAAAUUCACGUUUUAUUGAUUUUUCUGAUCAGUUAUCGAUCAGACUGAGGUCGAGAGAACAUAACGUUGUUGCCUUUUGUCGUUAUUAAAUAUCGAUUCCAACGUUUCUUUUUGGUGAAAUGAUUUUUAUGAGUUUUUUUUACAGUUUUGGGAUUCUUAAAUUAAAUGUUAAAUAUAAAUAUUUGUGGUAAUUUGAUAAUAUUGCUACGUAUCUCCCUUGGAAUUUCCCCCCUUGGUCUCUGAUGGAACAUCCAGUGAAGCCCUUGGGUACGACAAUUAUCUUAAGGGGUUACUCUCAUGUGAACGCCUACAUUUUACCACUUUUUAUGAAAUUUUUUUUUAUGCGACAACAAACUUCAAUCAUGUUGAUUUUUUAAUAUAUUUUUAUGUGUAUAUUGAAAUGUACGAAAAAAAUUUUUUUUUUCGUUUUUUAUAUUUUUAACAUAUACUUUUUUAAAGUCAAAGUAGUCCCCAACAAAAAAAGGUAGUUCACUGGUCAUGGUGAUAGCGGCUGUUCAUGUUGUCUGAGAUAAAAAAAUCGAAUGGAUUAUUAUUCAGUAGAUCUGCGGCUAUCGUCCCUACCAAAUAUAAUAAAUUUCAUUAAAAAAAAAAAAUAUCGAACUUCAAAAAAAAAUCACGAAAAUCGUGUUCUUUUUCGUUAAAAAUCAUUUAAAAUAAAUAUGAAAAUAUUUUCGAAAAUAAACAAUUCUGAUAGGGACGAUAACUAUAAAUGAGUAGAAAAACAUAUGUAAAUUUUAAAGCAAUCGGUUGAAUAUUUUUUUUUUCUAGGACCAUGACAGUGUCAGAAAAUGAUGAUUCGAGAAAAAUGCGAUUAAAGUUUAAAGCCUGGUAGACAGUCGCUUACGACACGUCGGCGACUAUGAGCUGUAACUUAUCAAAUACUAUGAAUUUCGAUCUGAAUUUUUCACAGCAUGUUGUCAAUAGCUUUUACUGUCAAAAUAUUAAAAAAAAUCGAUUUUUCGAAGUGAUCACAGUCGAUCUUACGGAUCAUCGUCCUGUACUCCCUCCUAAUGAUUGAUACACCGCCCGAAUUGUGAAUUAACCUGUCUGUUAAGCUAUCUUUCUCUGGAUAUAAUAUUUUAAAUAAUAAUAUCAAUAUUGAUAAUAAUAUUAAUAAUAUGCGACAAAGGAAAUAAUAAUACAAAUCGCAAAAUUAAUAAAUAUUAAAUAAUUUGGACCAAAAAGGUGUGAAAUGUUCUAAAGAGAUUCUAAAGAUAAAUUAAGGGCUAAUAGGGUUUGAUGAAAAUCAGGAAAAUAAAAAUGAUAGAUCUAAUGUAAAUGUAAAUAUGCAAUUGUAGUGAAAAAUAUCUCAUAAUGUUUUUCUUGGAAAUGUCCAUUAUAUCGGAAAAUCGGUGAAAUGAAGUUACGUUUCACAGAUUGCAGAUUAUUCUGCGAAUUGAAGAUUUUGUACAGCGAAUUUUUUUUCUACGUUAAACAGCAAAAUUCGGAAAUCGUAUUUGAUGUAAAGUAGUGUAUGUAUUCAGAUCAGUCUUUUAAAAAUUGAAUAUCAUUUCAAUUUCCUCGAAACUCAGUAAAUAAAUUAUUAUUAAGAAUUUUCUACGCGUUGUUUGCAACAAAAUUGUAACCGAAAAUGCGGAACUGGAAUAAUUGAAAAAUGUUCAUUUUUCCAGUUACUAAGUUAUACGUUACAGGCUAUAUAUUAUAUAAUAUAGUAUAUAUUAUAUAAUGUACAGGAGCUAGGUACAUACGAGUCUCGAAUCAAGGUCGCAGCGGAGUGGGGAUUUCUUGAUUAUUGACCAUCUAUGCGAGUAAUGGGUAUUUCCCAUAGAAUGUCAUGUGGGAUUUUUGUAAAGUAUAAUACAUGUUCUUUAUUUACCUAGAAAGUCAACGGAAGACGUCAGAAAAAAAUCCCUGCGUGGUUUCAAUUUUUUUACAUCUUUUUUAUUCGUUAAAAAAUUCCAUUUCAAGGAGAAGUUUAUAGCAAUAAUAUGAAGGCUAUACUUAUUUGAUAUUUUUAAGUUAAAUGCUCAAAUUGAUAGAAUAACAAAGUAUUCAUCGCAUAAAAAAGUAUACCUCAAAGUCAAUGAAUCCGAAAAGUGGAAAGUCCAACUAAAAAAAUAAAAAUAUAAAUUGGCAUUCAGUAAUUAUCAACAACAUAAUUAGUUUAAGGCGUUCAUUGAAGCCAUUUUGAUUUAUAUCAAACAAUUUUGGAAUGAAAAAUAUUCUUCACAAUAUUAAGAAUCUUAAACAAAAAGUUUCUAUAGAAACAAGAUGUAUGGAGUUUGUCUGCAUUUUUAAGGCUUUGAUUAAAUAAACAAAAUAAACAAAA
Diachasmimorpha longicaudata is the source of this 3661-nucleotide messenger RNA. Its product is annotated as CLIP domain-containing serine protease HP8-like. Lineage: Eukaryota; Metazoa; Arthropoda; Insecta; Hymenoptera; Braconidae. Gene Ontology annotation, biological process: proteolysis. Gene Ontology annotation, molecular function: serine-type endopeptidase activity. The transcript has 3 exons. Bases 145 to 1287 code for a protein of 380 amino acids. The record is from RefSeq and is a predicted model, not a curated record.